Messenger RNA from Alternaria burnsii, 1125 nucleotides. RefSeq lists its product as uncharacterized. Gene Ontology annotation, cellular component: mitochondrion. Lineage: Eukaryota; Fungi; Ascomycota; Dothideomycetes; Pleosporales; Pleosporaceae. The transcript has a single exon. Gene Ontology annotation, molecular function: oxidoreductase activity. The coding region runs from base 1 to 1125 and encodes 374 amino acids. The record is from RefSeq and is a predicted model, not a curated record.
AUGUCUUCUGCUCCCAUUCCCCCGACCAUGAAGGCCCUCUUUCAAGAGACCAAGAACGGUCCUCUCGUCCUCAAGGAGGUUUCAACCCCCGAACCUGGACCCGGUUCUGUCGUCGUCAAGAUUCUCGCCAACCUCCUUCAACAUCAGACUCCAGGUAUCCUGGCUGGAGAAGCCGGUUUCACUUACCCCGUGCCUAUGACUCCCGGUGGCCGAGCCGUAGGCAGAGUCGCUGCUAUAGGACCGGACACAACAUCACUACCCAUCGGCCAGCUCGUUCUACUGGAGCCAUUCAUCCGCGCUCGCGACGAUCCAGAUACGUGGAUCUUCUGGGGCGCAAUGGAAGGCGCAAGUGAGGGAUCAAAGAAGCUUUUUGCUGAGAAUUGGCGGUAUGCCACGUUUUCCGAGUAUGCGAAAGCGCCUUUGGAAGUGACUUGGGCGCUGAAUGAGAACCGGCUUUGUAAAGAGUUGGGAUAUACGAUUCCCGAACUGGUGCAGUUAUCCGUGGACGUUGUUGCAUACAGUGGACUCAAGGGCAUUGGGCUGACGGCUGGGGAGAGGAUCAUUGUCACGCCUGCUACGGGGAUCUUCUCGGGUGCGGCUGUGGGUGUGGCAGUUGCGAUGGGUGCUACUGUCUUAGCGACAGGACGAAAUGAGCGCGCGCUUGAACGUUUAGUGUCUGCGCAUCCUCAACUCGUCUCAAGGAUCACACGGACGAACGACGUCGACACGGAUAUCAAAGCUCUGCAGCAGUAUGGCCCCGUGGAUGCUGUCCUUGAGAUGACGCCCACAGGAGCUGAGGGAAGCACGCAUGUUCGAGCAGCUUUCGGUGCACUCAAGCAGUAUGGAAGAGUAUGCAUCAUGGGCUUUGGUGGUGGCGCCAUGAAGCAUGUCGAGAUAUCGAUGAUGGAGUUGGUGUACAAGAGUAUUACAGUUCAUGGUCAUGCCAUGUACUGGGGACAGGAUGUGAAAGAAAUUAUCAAGAUGGCUGAAGCGGGAGUGUUGAAGCUUGGAAAACAGAGGGGUCACGAUGCCGUGACUGAGUUUGGACUUGGUGAUUUCGAAAAGGGAUUCGACUGGGUUGGCGCAAACCAUGAGCUCGGCCAAAUCGCUGUAUUAGUUCCGUAG